Homo sapiens (human) is the source of this 1114-nucleotide messenger RNA. RefSeq names its product tubulin polyglutamylase complex subunit 1 (gene TPGS1). The record is from RefSeq and is marked validated. The transcript has 2 exons. Bases 11 to 883 code for a protein of 290 amino acids. Gene Ontology annotation, cellular component: dendrite; axon; centriolar satellite. Lineage: Eukaryota; Metazoa; Chordata; Mammalia; Primates; Hominidae.
CUCAGCGAAGAUGGCGGCAGUGGAGAAGCGGCGGCAAGCGGUACCACCGCCGGCCGGUUUCACGGACAGCGGCCGCCAGUCGGUAUCCCGGGCGGCGGGGGCGGCCGAGAGCGAGGAGGACUUCCUGCGGCAGGUCGGCGUGACGGAAAUGCUACGUGCGGCCCUGCUGAAGGUGCUGGAGGCGCGGCCCGAGGAGCCGAUCGCCUUCCUGGCUCACUACUUCGAGAACAUGGGCCUGCGCUCGCCUGUAAACGGCGGCGCCGGGGAGCCCCCGGGCCAGCUCCUGCUGCAGCAGCAGCGCCUGGGCCGCGCGCUAUGGCACCUUCGCCUGGCCCACCACUCCCAGAGGGCCGCCUUCAACAACAACGUGAGCGUGGCCUACGAGUGCCUGAGCGCCGGCGGGCGCAGGAAGAGGCCGGGGCUGGACGGGCGCACCUACAGCGAGCUGCUCAGGCGCAUCUGCCGGGACGGCCAAGCCCCCGAGGAGGUGGUGGCGCCGCUGCUGCGCAAGGUGCAGUGCCGUGACCACGAGGCGGUGCCGCUGAGCGUCUUCCGCGCGGGCACACUCACCUGCUUCGUGCUGCUGGAGUUCGUGGCGCGCGCCGGCGCGCUCUUCCAGCUGCUGGAGGACUCGGCCGCCGCCGUGGCCGACCGCCGCGUGGGCCAGGCCGUGCUGGACACCCUGGAGGGCGCGCUGCAGGCCAGCGACGCCGCCGCGCCCGCGCGCUUCCUGGAGGCCGGCUCGCGCUUGGGGCCCGACAGCCUGGCGCUGGCGCUGGACCGCGCCGUCGGGGGGCGGCGGCCCAGCGCGCCCAUGACCCGCGAGGAGUUUCUGGAGAGGGCCGCCGCGCUCUUCAUCGCGAAGGUCAAGCCGGUGGGCUGAGGCCCGUGGGCCGCGCGGAUCCGGGAUCUGCGCUGGGGGGUCCCCGCGUGCGGGGCGCGCGGAGCCUUCCCUUCGCCCUGGUGAGGCCCUGCCAUAACCAGGCGCCCAGCCCUGCGGAGGAGGCCGGGGCUCCCAGGAAGCGGACGCCCGGUCCCCACACAGCGCCGCGGCCGCCCCUCCACCCCCGCGGGAGCCCCUGCCCCACGCUAAUAAAAUGUGUUGCGAGGCUGA